Molecule: messenger RNA, 1015 nt
Organism: Amoebophrya sp. A120
Lineage: Eukaryota; Dinophyceae; Syndiniales; Amoebophryaceae
Source: the annotation of a GenBank genome assembly
CCGAACGCGGGAUCCUCAAAAAGCGCAAGAGGUCUUCUAGGGUUUUUCCGUUCCGUCUGGUCGCAUUUCGCAACGGUACAAAAGCGAAUCCGAAAGGAGAGCCAAGCGAGCCUUGCUUCAAGAACCGAUCGUACUAGUGCCACGUCGUCUUCUACGGAAUUAAGUAUUAGUCGUGGGACAAGCAAACACGUUAUCAAUGACAGUGGCAGGGAACAGGUAAAGCGCGCGAGGACCAGUAGCACUUUGAUCGAUCAACGCGGAAAGUGGUCCUCGUCGACUACCAGAGGGAUCGAGCAGGACGUCAGACAGGGUUCAAGCCUUGAACCAAGCCUGCAACAGGCGGAAAAGUUCACGACCACGCGGCACGUAGCUGCUUGGUCUAUUUUUGGAAACGCUAGUGCCAUUGGUCAUUCGUCAGAGGAAGAAACCGGUGAGCUCGUGCUGCAGCAUAGAGAUAGAAAUAGACGACCGGACUCGAGACCAACGCUCAACAAAUACGAGACCAGCAUACCUGGGAGUUGUACAAGACCUUGCCAGGAAAAUCACUACGGUUCCGAUUGUUAUCGUGGCGGUUCCAGUGCCACUUUUCGCGGAUCUUCGGUAUUCAAGGCUGGGUCGAGCGGUAGCAGUAACUCAGUUGGCGGCGCCAGUACGAGCACAACUGGAUCGAGCGCGUCCACAUCUCACUGCCAAGCCUUCGGUUACAGUGUACGUGCCUCACCAUCCGGCAUCGGUGGAGCUAAAGCAGGUGCGAGAGAAAGCGUCUCAGUCUCGGGUCGUCAAGCCGCCUCAGCAGCUGGUAGCUCUUCUCACAAUCCAACAACGAGCAAGGGAAAGAGCGGUUUUGCCUACCAAAGUACCCUCUCGUGGUCGCAAGCACAGCAGCGCGAGCGAGAGGCCACCCACUUUGGGUCCGACUGCUACAACUCCACACGAAAACGAAAAUCAAGCUGUGCGACUGUUACGCGUCGGUCUGUGCAGGGCAAGUCGACCUCUAACGCGGGCAGCAGCUUAA